This is a messenger RNA of Pistacia vera, 993 nucleotides long. RefSeq lists its product as uncharacterized. The coding region runs from base 1 to 993 and encodes 330 amino acids. The transcript has 2 exons. The record is from RefSeq and is a predicted model, not a curated record. Lineage: Eukaryota; Viridiplantae; Streptophyta; Magnoliopsida; Sapindales; Anacardiaceae.
AUGACAAAUCUUACGAACCUUGAAUUUGUGGCUCUUGAUAUUACGGGCAAGAAUUAUUUGUCAUGGAUUCUUGAUGCUGAAAUUCACUUAGAUGCUAUGGGUCUUGGUGAUACCAUCAAAGAAGGAAAUGAAUCAUCCAAUCAAGAUAAGGCUAAAGCCAUGAUUUUCGUUCGACAUCAUCUCCACGAAGGAUUGAAAACUGAAUACCUUACAGUAAAAGACCCACUUACUCUUUGGGAAAAUUUAAAGGAAAUAAUUAGUUCUCAAUUGAACUUGUGCGGAGAAAAUAUUACUCAUGAAGAUAUGUUAGAGAAAACAUUCUCUACUUUUCAUGCAUCAAAUGUGCUCCUGCAACAACAAUAUAGAGAAAAAGGUUUUAAAAAAUAUUCUGAACUAAUUUCAUGGCUUCUUGUGGCUGAACAAAAUAACGAGCUAUUAAUGAAAAAUCAUGAAGCUUGCCCAACAGGUUCUACUCCAUUCUCUGAAGUGAAUGUGACAAUAUCUAAUAAUUAUGGGCGUGGGCGAGGUCAUGACCAUGGGCAUGGGCGAGGUCAUGACCAUGGGCGUGGGCGAGGUCAUGACCAUGGGCGUGGGCGAGGUCAUGGCCAUGGUCAUGGCCGUGGUUGUGGACAUGGUCAAAGUUUUAAUAAUCACAAUUGUUGUGGUUAUAACUCAUUUAAUUAUAAAAGCCACCAGAAGUGGAAUAAUGAUGAAGAGGAAAACGAAAAGGGCAAAAGUGGACAACAUAAAAAUUUGAAGAAUAUAGAAAAUCUAUGCUAUCGAUGUGGCAUGAAAGGAUAUUGGUCACGUACCUGUCGUAUGCCUAAACAUCUUGUUGAACUUUAUCAAGCAUUGUUGGAAGAAAAAGAGACAAAUAUGACAGCAAAUUUUGCCUACCAAAAUGAAAAUAGAGAAGCAAAUUUUACUUAUCAAGAUGAUAAUGUUGAUCAUGGACCUGUUGAUAUAACACAUCUGAUAUUUCGAAAAUCCUAA